AGAAAAACAAGGCUGUACCUGCUGAAGUCAGUCAUAAAGCUGAAGUCGGUGAUGUCUUCGAGAACAAAGGGAUGGUGCUGCUUCAACCACUCCUGCAACGACCUGGUUGUCGACUUCUCCAGGAAAGCUGAAGUUGCUGAGCUCUGAGUCAUCUAGACAUCCGCCAUGUUUAGAGUCGCAACAGUUUUCACAGUCGCCUUCCUGCUCUCCCAAGUGCCUUCCUACACCUCGGGUGUGUUUGAGAGGGAAGUGACCACAUUACUACAAGAUAAACUUAAGGACCACCAUCCCUACACCAUCCCUACCAUUCCCGCCCUUAACGCCAGUACAUAUUUUAUCAGUUUAUUGUUCAGCGCCAACAACACUAUAUUGACCGGCUUCGACAAGGCUUAUAUAACUAAGUUUGUGCCUCCAUUACCCCUCAUCUCUGACGCUGUGAAGAUAGAAGGGAUGAUAGAGAAUAUGCACUUUUACACUGAAGACUACUCACUCCAUGGCAUGUACAGAGGAUAUCACAUGUCUGCCUCAGGCAGGGCAGACUUGACAAUGGAGAAGUUCACUAUCAAAGUGUUCUUCCGGGCAGCCAAGUACACACUCUUACCUAUGUCAUUCUGUAUUAAGACUAAUUCUCUCGUCUUGAAACUGGAUGUUGAUUCCAUCACUUGUAACCUGCAGGGAGCCCCGCUUGUGAGUGCCAUCAUCAGUGCCAAUGAAGGCACCUUUAUGCACUUGGCAGAAGAGAGAGUCAAUGAGAACACUCGUGCCAUGGAAGCAGCCAUCAACUCUGUCACUUGCAGAACCUGAGUUGAGAUUGAUUCUUUUAAUCAAUGCAUACACAAAAUAUACAUUAAUACACAGUAUUCCCUUCAAUGAUGUUAUUUGUCUAAAUAAA
Molecule: messenger RNA, 892 nt
Organism: Cherax quadricarinatus
Lineage: Eukaryota; Metazoa; Arthropoda; Malacostraca; Decapoda; Parastacidae
Source: RefSeq, a predicted model, not a curated record